This is a messenger RNA of Dalotia coriaria, 2154 nucleotides long. RefSeq lists its product as uncharacterized. The record is from RefSeq and is a predicted model, not a curated record. Lineage: Eukaryota; Metazoa; Arthropoda; Insecta; Coleoptera; Staphylinidae.
GCUGGAAGUAAUAACGUGCGGACGGCGAGCUCAAGCCGGUUAGUUCUUCGACGGCACCGGUGAGUGUUGGUUGGAAGUGACUGAUUACGCUUUUGGAUACUUUGUUCGUGUAAUGUCAUAUUGAAAGUGGACACUAACCAACCGAGCAAAAUCGAGGAACUACUACACUUGGAGAAUCAAAAACAAAAAGACUCAAAAUGUUGAGCGCAGUGUUAGCCAUAGUAUUGCCAUGCAUUGCAGUCGCGCAGGAUGUGAACAACUGGCAUCCAUUAUUAGGACCACACGGAGGCAGUCAGGAUGAUUCGUUAUCAUCAUCUUAUCAACAUUAUCAACCAGCGGCGCCAUCACACACCUUCUCUAGUCUUGUCGCCCAGCAAUAUCAGCCCAGCUCCGCAUACCCUGGCGGUCAGUGUGAUUUAUACAAAGUUGGAUUCAAUCAGGAUUUGUAUUUUCAAUACGUCCAGUAUAAAACCGACGUGCCUGAUUUGAAAGAGUUCACGUUGUGCUUCUGGAAUAAAUUCCUCAAUCACAGCAAUGAUCAUCCACUGUUUUCUUAUGCUGUCGACGGACAACCGAAGGCGAUCGUCUCCUGGGUCUCCAACUCGAUGCGCUCCAGCUAUUACAGUAUGUCCGUCAAUGGCCACACGCUCUAUCGCCUCAACUACCCGCUGCGAUUGAAUAAAUGGUAUCACACGUGUCAAAGCUGGAACGGCAAGACUGGUGAAUGGCAGAUCUGGGUGAACGCUGAACGUGUCGGACGUGGCUUCCACAACAGAUUGGUUGGUCAUACCAUCAAAGGAGGAGGUAUUGCAAUCACCGGGCAAGAACAAAGUCAACUCGGCGGAGGAUUCCAAGAAGGUUACGAAGCGCCCAAGGGCGCCGGAGGCAUGUUGGGUGAAUUCACCAUGUUGCAAUUGUACAAAGUUGCGCUCACCGCCGGCAAAGCACACAAGGACCACAAGCAUCACCACGCGCAUCACUACGAUCACAAUGGCGCCGAAAUUACAACCACCGCAGCCCCGGUCACCACCGCUCGCCCAACACAACCCUCUCAUCCUUUGAUCACCGGAGGACAACUUGACCCCGGCGCGGCGUUGAACAUUGCUGCACAACAACAACCGCAACUCAUCCAAGGUCAGCAAUUCCAAUCGCAGUAUUUAAAUGGACAAUUUGCGCCAUCGUUCGUCACGCAGCAAUUGACCCAAUCAGCUCAACCUGACCAAAGGCCACAAACCUUUGGUGUUGGUCAACCAGCUCCACAAAAUGCCUUCGGGAUCCAACCUCAGCCAUCUUAUAGUAUUUCAUCUCAAACUGCUCCUCAACCACCAGCACCCCAACCUAUUCCACAGGAUUACAAUACACAAUCACAAUCUUUGUUCCUGCCUACCUCCCAGAACCAAAAUGACUUAUCCUCUUACUCCCAGCACAUUCACGUUUGGGGACGUCCCCUUUUGAAUAGUGGUCUCAUCAACCAUGCGGAAGCAAGCGCACCUGCCUCUGAUGACAAUCAUAAUCUUUUCAAGCGUCAGAACAAACGCAACAGACGCCAAACAGAUAAAACAAAACGUGAAUUGGUCCUGGCCAAUGGUCAACUGAUCGAUGACAGUGUCCUAGCAGGUUUAGACCAGAGUCUACUCGAUGGUCUUGCUGGCAUCAGCGAUAACGAACCCGUGCUGCAGCAGCAAAUGAAAAUGGAAGAGCGUGAACCAGCGGAGGCGGAGGUCAAGGCCGUGAUGAGCGUUUGCUCUGGCUGCGACCCGGAACCCUUCUCAAAGGCGCUAGUCAUCAGCUGGAGGAGCGUUGCCAAGAAGCUCUACUCAGGCGCACUCUACACACCCGCCAACACGGAAUGCCGAGUGUUUUAGGUAAUUCACAAAGAACAAUACACCAGGAAACUUCUACUUCUAUCAAAGUAGAGUAUGUUACCGGUUUGAAUUGUUACCAAUUGUUACCAGUCAAUCACGAGAACACAAAAAUCAUUCUAGUUUCAUUCAGCGUAAACGUAUGACGAACAAACAAAAAUUAUUGUUUCGGUUGUUAACUCAUUUUACUUUUACGUGUACGUGCUUCUUUUUAGAUUGUAAGCAGAGAUAGUAUUUAUAUAUGAUAUUUUUAUAGUUGUGACGAAAAGAUAACUAAUAUAUUUUCGAAAAA